GCGCAAAAUCCCACCUAUGUAUAAUCAGGCAGUGUAAACAAGUAAUGGCAUGGCGGAAGAAAACAUUAGCAUUAUUUACUUGUAUAAUUCUUUCAAGUUUACUUUUUCUACAAGGAUAUAUAAACCUUCUUGUGAAGUUACCAACGCGUGAUUACCGACACAAACGUCCGCAUGAUCCGACUUCCGGUACUGUCAGAUCCGGUGUUGCUGGGGAAGUCAAGAGCAAUGGUGUUGGCGAGGUCAAGAUUAACUUAAAACCUGGCUUCUACAAAAUCAUCAAAACCAAACCACUGGACAACGCAAGUAUUUUCGGAAAUGGCAGAAAGAUAUAUCAAUAUAGCAAGAAUUAUAAUGACAUUGUUAUACCUAGACCAGAUAAAAGGCAAAGGUUUUCUAGUGAUUUAUUAGAUAAAAACGCUCCAAUAAUCUCUGACGGCCGUCACGGCAAUAUUGAUUGGACGGAACAGGCUGACGACACAGUUGCGAAGGAGCAUGCGCAAAGAAUUCAGAAUCUCCAAAACGCUUGUCAUGAUGCGGCAAUGUACAGAAGGCGCGAACAACGAAAGGGUAACCUUAGUGAGUUCUUUUAUUCAAGAGCUCAUAAAUUUGCAUACUGCAAAGUACCAAAAUCCGGCAGUACAUUCUGGAUGAAUGUUUUCAUGAUUCUCAGCAGGGGAGAGAACUAUUCCAAGCUGGUUUCGCGAAUGUCACGGGCGGAAAUACACGAACGCACACGAUUAUUCAUUACAGACCCAGGGCGAAUCCUGCACAACAAUAUUCCAACUAUUAUGUCUUCCAGAAAUCCAUUUUCUAGACUUUUCUCUGCCUAUGUUGAUAAAGUGUUUAUUCCACUGUUUUGGCAGCAAUUUACAUAUAUGAACAACGUUACUGUAUUGCCGUCGUAUUAUAUAAAUGAUACGAUAGACAUAUUAAAAUCUUCUAACGUGCCUUUAAGCAGUCGACUAGCUAAAUAUAAAGAUAGCUUACGAGAAAAGGGAAUGCUAAUACAGAAAAAUGUAACUCAAAAAAUAACACCAGUAUGCGCAAAUAAUGCAAGUUUUGAGGACUUUUUAAGAUUUAUUAUAUCUGAAAUAAAAUCCAACCGGGCGUUGGAGCCCCACUGGGCUCCAAUUUCGCACCUGUGCCAUCCAUGCAAAUUCAACACAUUUAAAAUCAUUAAACAAGAAACAUUUUCAAAGGAUGUAGAACAUACGUUAAAAAGCGUGGGAGUAAAUCUUGCACGUUUUGAAUGGUUGGAAAAUUCUUUAAAUGAAAAUAGGGCAGAGAACUCUAUUCCAGGGAUUAUAGCUGUGAUAAGGAAUAAAUUUAAGCAGAGAUCGGUGAGUAACUGCAUCAACCAAACUGGAAUCCUAAUAAGACUGUGGAAAUCUUUACAAAUUCAGGGAUUUAUAAAUAAAGGAAUUGACUUCCCCCAAAAAUUACUCCAUUUAGAUUGGAACAAAUAUAGUCAUAAAGUAACGGAAGUAGUGUUAGACGCCAUUUCGCAAAAACCGAUGACGUCAGCAGAUCGGUUGGAGCAGCGUGACUAUUUUUUGAAGCAGGCUUACAGCGAAUUGCCGUCGGACGUUAUUUCAGAUAUUCAAGACAUUUAUUACUUAGAUUUUAUACUAUUUGACUAUUCAGUGAACCCUCCUAAAUGAUUUUCCGUUUUAGGAAAAUAUUCUAUACUAUUUGAUUAUUCAGUGAACCCUCGUAAAUGAUUUUCCGUUUUAGGAAAAGAUUUUAUACUAUUUGACUAUUCAAUGGUGAACCCUCCUAAACGAUUUUUCGUUUUAAGAAAACAUUUGAUACUAUUUGACUAUUCAGUGAACCCUCCUAAAUGAUUUUCCGUUUUUAGGAAAAUCAGAUUUGUUGUAACUUUCCGUACUUGAAAAUCCAAGAACCGCUUUCAUUUCUUUUGUUUGUUCCUAUGAGAAAGAUCCAUUUCCAAAAUAGUUAUUUUUUCGUAAUUUUGCUGUCAGAGUAGUUGUGAAUAUGUACCAGAUGAAAAAAGACAAAGCAGACUAUAAGACUCUCUCACUGGUUGAAGGUGCAGAUGGGAAUAUCAGGCCUCGAGGAUAAAUGUUUAAGGCGGUAACGAGGUCAAAACAGUUACCCUCGAGCCGGAUUUUCCCACCUGCACAUACCACCAGUGAUUGAAUCUUUUUCUUGCAUGCCAUAUUCAACAAAUAAUAAAUGGUAAAACUAAAUUCA
Mercenaria mercenaria is the source of this 2214-nucleotide messenger RNA. RefSeq lists its product as uncharacterized. The coding region runs from base 45 to 1661 and encodes 538 amino acids. The transcript is spliced from 3 exons. NCBI's taxonomy places the organism in Eukaryota, Metazoa, Mollusca, Bivalvia, Venerida, Veneridae. Gene Ontology annotation, biological process: carbohydrate biosynthetic process. Gene Ontology annotation, molecular function: sulfotransferase activity. The record is from RefSeq and is a predicted model, not a curated record. Gene Ontology annotation, cellular component: membrane.